GCUUUAUUUAGACCUAACCAAAUGCGUCACAAUAAAGCGACACAAUUUGUAAAUGAAAUAAGAAAGACAACAAGAUGAAAACGGCUCGACAGAAAAAGGCAAGGAGGAAUUUAAGUUUUUUCAUUAAUAAUUUUAAAUUUCGAUCACCUUUCCAAGUUCUUAUCGAUGGUACAUUUGCUUUAGCUGCAUUGGAGAAUAAAUUUAAUAUUCAUGAUCAAUUGUCAAAGUACCUUCAGUCAGACGUCAAGUUAUUAACCACACCAUGUAUAAUACUUGAAACUGAAAAAUUAGCUUCUUUUUCAAAAGCAGUUAAUGGUGCUAUGCAAAUAGUUAAACAGUAUUCAAUACAUAAAUGUGGCCAUGAAAAACAUUCAAUUAGUGGUACUAAGUGUUUAUUAUCUAUGGUUGCAAAGAAUAAUUCAUCAAGAUAUAUUAUAGCCACACAAGAUAGAGAACUUCAGGAUAACUUAAGGAACAUACCAGGUGUUCCAAUAAUAUAUCUACAUGGUAAAGCACCAACAUUGGAAGCACCUUCACGACCUAGCCAAGAAUAUGCUGAAAGUAUUCGUAAAGGAUUGGGAAUGACUGAGUGGGAAAGAGAAAAUAUGAAAGUCCUAAAGGAAGCAGCUGGUUUCACUAAAGAAACACAAGUGACUGUGAAGAAGAAAAAAAAGAAGGGAGGUCCAAACCCCCUUAGUUGUUUAAAGAAAAAGAAGAAGCCUCAACUUACAAAGAAUAUUAAGGAGAAAAAGUCUGGAAAAGUUAGAAAGCGAAAGAAAAUAAAAGUAGCAGCACAUAUUAAAGAAGUACUGGUUGCUGAAGUAAAAAAUAGACAGGUAGAAAAAAAUAAAAUCAGUUGAAAAUAGGUAUAAAAAUAUUACAGUAUUUGUGGAAAUAAAUUAUCUCACAAUUCUCUUCCUUUAUAUAUACAUUCAGAUUCUUCAAAACAGUUUUCUUUCUUUAAUUCACAAAUGUAAAGUAAUUAUAAGUCAAUGUGUAUUUUUGUUGCACAAAUAAAUUCACAAAUAUA
Ceratina calcarata is the source of this 1030-nucleotide messenger RNA. RefSeq names its product rRNA-processing protein UTP23 homolog. The transcript has 3 exons. The record is from RefSeq and is a predicted model, not a curated record. Bases 75 to 860 code for a protein of 261 amino acids. Gene Ontology annotation, cellular component: small-subunit processome. NCBI's taxonomy places the organism in Eukaryota, Metazoa, Arthropoda, Insecta, Hymenoptera, Apidae.